Talaromyces atroroseus is the source of this 447-nucleotide messenger RNA. Its product is annotated as 40S ribosomal protein S19. Bases 1 to 447 code for a protein of 148 amino acids. Gene Ontology annotation, biological process: ribosomal small subunit assembly; translation. Gene Ontology annotation, molecular function: RNA binding; structural constituent of ribosome. The record is from RefSeq and is a predicted model, not a curated record. Gene Ontology annotation, cellular component: ribosome; cytosolic small ribosomal subunit. NCBI's taxonomy places the organism in Eukaryota, Fungi, Ascomycota, Eurotiomycetes, Eurotiales, Trichocomaceae. The transcript has 4 exons.
AUGGGUGGUGUCACAGUCCGGGACGUCGAUGCUCAAAAGUUCAUCGGCGCUUACUCUGCCUUCUUGAAGCGUCAGGGAAAGCUUCAAAUUCCUGGAUGGGUCGACACUGUUAAGACCUCCGCCUCUAACGAGCUCCCCCCUCAGGACGCUGAUUGGUUCUACGUUCGUGCCGCCGCCGUCGCUCGUCACAUCUACUUGCGCAAGACUGUCGGUGUUGGUCGCCUCCGCAAGGUCCACGGAUCACCCAAGAACCGUGGCUCCGCCCCCUCCCACCACGUUAAGGCCUCCGGUCAGGUUGACCGCCGGGUCCUCCAGGCCCUUGAGAAGAUCGGUGUUCUUGAAAUUGACGAGGAGAAGGGUGGCCGACGGAUCACUCAAAGCGGCCAGCGUGACUUGGACCGCAUUGCCAAGACCACCGUUGACGAGGAGGAGGAAGAUGAUGAGUAA